Molecule: messenger RNA, 453 nt
Organism: Pseudovirgaria hyperparasitica
Lineage: Eukaryota; Fungi; Ascomycota; Dothideomycetes; Acrospermales; Acrospermaceae
Exons: 2
Coding region: 1-381 (126 amino acids)
Source: RefSeq, a predicted model, not a curated record
AUGGGUGAUGGAAAUGUCCGACGCGCGUGCGGACGGCAACAAGCUCCGACCCGGGAGAUAGGAGCAAGCUUGUACAGCCUAACAAAGGUCCAUUGCAAAGUGGCUGAACGGCUGAAAGGACAAGGGCAGAGGAACGAAGAGAGCAGUCCUGUGUCGAACGUCGCGUUGGAUCGAUCGAUGGUGCGCGCUCAGCUGGCGCUGAUGCGGAUACUGAUUCUGGUACUGGUACUGGUCCUGGUACCGUUGAUCCAAGAUGCCCAGACGAUAGAAGGACAAGGCGUCAUAGACGUGAGGUACUAUUACUCUGGAUGGGACUUGGCGAGGUAUCGAGUACCUAUCCCUAUGUCUAGACCCACGACUCUUUGCUUGCUGGAAACUUGAGGUGAGGGCAUGGAUAGUGCAUUUUUACGGAGUUGGUCCGUGAUGAUAGGACUUCUUAGGACUCCUAGAGAG